AUGGAUCAAUCGUGGCAGCAGUAUCCCGACCCGGCCGGUGCCUCGCGACGACACAACGGCGGAGGACAAAUGCCUAGAGACUAUGCAGGCCAGCCGCCGCCUCCUGCUGCCGCGCCCUAUGGCUACGAUCACGGGCAAUAUCACCGCGCUGCUGGUCUUCCUCACAUCCACCCCUCUGGCCAUCCCAUGAACCUCGCCGGACCAAAUCCAGCCACCUCAUCCCCCAUGGCAGCUGGUCCUUCUCCUCGCGACGGCAACGGAGACGUCGCAAUGCAUGAUGCCCACGAUGCCCACGCCGGCAUCAAGUAUCCUAUGAGGCCUCAUCACCAGUCACAUCCCUCUAGUGGUCGCUCCUCCAACCUCCAGUCGCCCCAUGAGCAACAACCGUCGUCUGCCGCCCAGAGAUACUCUCCCAUGGACACGCUGUCUCCCACCUCGCCCUACGCACCUAAAACGAGUCAAUUUGCGAACCCGCCCCCGCAAGGACAGUCACCGAGCGCCCAGCCUGAAUAUCCUCAGAGUCCCUACUACGCCGGACGCCAAGGCGGUCAACAACUGCCUCCAAUCACUCCUUUUGCCUCAUCGCAAGAUGGCUACCCUUCCUCUGCUGUGGCAAACCUCGACGCGGCCUAUUCUAAUGGCCCCAAGUCCCCCGCACGACCGAGCCAACCGGCGCAGAAGCCUGUGCCCGAGUUCCGCAAGGUGCGAGCUCUGACUGAGCUGCGACCGAAGAACAACCGUCAACCAGCUUUCAGACGAGCUAAUCCAGAGGGAGGUUUCAUCAGUCCUCUCCAAGCUCUUACAUCUCACUUGCCGGCUACAUACCGCAUAUGCAACCCUAGCUUCAAAUACGAGACCUCGAGGAACCCUCGUCGAGUCCUGACUAAACCCAGCAAAGGAGUCAAGAAUGAUGGCUAUGACAACGAGGAUAGUGACUAUAUUCUCUACGUGAACGACAUCUUGGGCUCGGAGGAAGCAGGUCACAAGAAUCGUUACCUUAUCUUAGAUGUGCUUGGUCAAGGCACUUUCGGUCAGGUCGUCAAGUGUCAAAAUUUGAAGACGCAAGAAGUUGUCGCCGUCAAGGUCAUAAAAAACCGUACAGCUUAUUUUAACCAGAGUAUGAUGGAAGUUUCGGUGCUCGAUUUGCUGAACACGAAACUCGACAAGAAUGAUGACCAUCAUCUCUUGCGACUGAAGGACACAUUUAUUCACCGGCAACAUCUUUGUCUAGUAUUCGAAUUAUUGAGUGUUAACUUGUACGAGCUUAUCAAGCAGAACCAAUUCCGUGGACUCAGUACCACUCUUGUUCGAGUAUUUGCACAACAACUACUCAAUGGCCUCGCCUUGUUGAACAAAGCUCGCCUGAUUCAUUGCGAUCUCAAGCCAGAAAAUAUUCUGCUCAAAAACUUGGAGAGCCCCAUUAUCAAGAUUAUCGAUUUCGGAUCCGCUUGCGACGAGCGACAAACAGUGUAUACAUACAUCCAAUCCAGAUUCUACCGCUCACCAGAGGUGCUCCUUGGCCUGCCAUACUCGUCGGCUAUCGAUAUGUGGUCCUUGGGUUGUAUUGUAGUUGAACUCUUCCUUGGUCUGCCGCUAUUCCCGGGAUCAUCAGAGUAUAACCAAGUCUCACGGAUCGUCGAGAUGCUUGGCAAUCCUCAGAACUGGAUGAUUGAGAUGGGCAAACAGGCCGGCGAGUUCUUUGAGAAGCGCCAAGACGAAUUCGGUAGACGGACAUAUCACUUGAAGAGCAUGGAACAGUACGCUCGGGAGCACAACACGAAGGAACAGCCUAGCAAGAAGUACUUCCAACAAAGCACCUUGCCCGAUAUCAUCAAAUCAUACCCCAUGCCGCGCAAGAACAUGAAGCAAAGCGAAAUCGAUCGAGAAAUGAACAACCGAAUAGCCUUCAUCGAUUUUGUGCGAGGCUUGUUAACCAUCAAUCCCCUGGAGAGAUGGUCCCCCCAACAAGCCAAGCUGCAUCCAUUCAUUACGCAGCAAAAGUUCACGGGCCCUUUUGUUCCCCCCAUGAAUCUCAAAGCAAGUUCUUUGAAUCGAUCGCCGGCACCAGGAACACAACAGCAGCAGCAGGCAGAGGCCCUGAGCAAGCAGCGUGCUCAGGCGGCACAAGCUCAAGCCAAUUCUGCUGCGCAUUCGGCCGCACAGGGAGCGUAUGCGAACAUGGCUGCUGCGGGCCAGUACCCUCCACAGCCAGGGCAUGUUCAGCCUCCCAUGUAUGGCAGCAACGCCGUCUAUUCACCUGCCGGGAGCCAUGGCAAUAUGGCGCCACCGUACGGACCCCAGGCGGGCCAGUAUGGUCCUAUGGUCAUGAGCCAACCACCCCAACCGAUGCCUGCCGCCCAGUACGGCAAUGUUCCUCAGCCAAACAUGUAUCAGCAAGGAGGUAUGAGAACGAACAGACAGAGGGCAUCGACCAUGGAACAACAACAAAGUGGUAUCCCAGCUGCUAUUCAACGGGUAGCAAGUCAUCUCGACCCAAGCCAACCCAUCCGCCUUCAACCCAGCCCGGCCUACUACCCGCCUCCCGGUGAAGGGCCCAACAAGGCGGCAGGGGAAAUCGCGAUUUUAUUCGCAAUCUCGAGGAACGCACCCUUGAAGAAGGAUUCAUGGGAAAUCAAAACCCCUGGCAUUGAAAGUCCUACCAAGACCAAUCAUUGGCAUCCAGCAAAGAAGCAGCAGCAAGGACGGUCAGAGGACUGUGGCAGCGUGUUUAUCCCACAACUUGCCGUUUAG
Pochonia chlamydosporia 170 is the source of this 2751-nucleotide messenger RNA. RefSeq names its product kinase Yak1. Gene Ontology annotation, molecular function: ATP binding; protein serine/threonine kinase activity; protein tyrosine kinase activity. Gene Ontology annotation, biological process: peptidyl-serine phosphorylation; peptidyl-threonine phosphorylation. The coding region runs from base 1 to 2751 and encodes 916 amino acids. The record is from RefSeq and is a predicted model, not a curated record. Lineage: Eukaryota; Fungi; Ascomycota; Sordariomycetes; Hypocreales; Clavicipitaceae. Gene Ontology annotation, cellular component: nucleus; cytoplasm. The transcript is spliced from 6 exons.